UUGACAAAGUAGAGAGAGCGAGAAUUGUUGGGACCACGAUGGCUGCUGCACAACUUGCAGCUGUCCCUGUGGUUGAUAUCGACCCCAGUGGCGUAUUUAAAUACGUACUUAUUCGAGUCCGUAGUACUGAGGAGAACAACGACUCAAGUGUAGAUAUAGUCCGAGGUUAUUCUUGGGCAGAAUAUCACGCUGAUAUAUACGACCACGUUACAGCUGAGCUGGAGAAGACAGGGGAGUUGGACUGCGAAUGUUUAGGAGGGGGUCGGAUCAGUCAUGACAGCCAAGCCAGGAAGAUCCACGUUUAUGGUUACUCUGUGGGUUUUGGAAGGGCAGACCACUCGGUUUCUACAGAGAAGCUGAAAUCUAAAUAUACAGACUAUGAAGUUACAUGGUCUAAUGAGGGAUACUGAUUGCGAUGGCACAACUGUCUGAGACAACCACAGAGAACAUCUGAAAUUAAAUGACUUGUCAGUCUUUUCAGAAUGAAAAGCAGGGUUACAUGGUAGCGAGGUCUGGAAAUUGCUGGCAAGUCGAUUCUAAAUUUGACCGUUUCCCCAGUCAGGUUAACAUUUUUCUUACCCAGCUUUAGACAUUAUCCCCCACAGAUUUCAAAAUGUGUUAUUUAUUUGUUUAGUUUGUUAAUAGGGUGCAAUAUAACCACAGCCUAGAUAAAGUAACAUAAGCCAGGAUCAGAUCUGACUUCUGGUAACAUUUUUUUUAUUUGAGUAAUCCUGUAAAGAGUUAAUACCAUCUUGACAUGUUAUCAUUGGAUUUACAUUGUUUACAAAAGUCCAUUAAGGGACAAACUGUUUAAACCAAUAAAAGAAAAUGUACAGUA
Molecule: messenger RNA, 838 nt
Organism: Brienomyrus brachyistius
Lineage: Eukaryota; Metazoa; Chordata; Actinopteri; Osteoglossiformes; Mormyridae
Gene: phpt1
Product: phosphohistidine phosphatase 1
Exons: 3
Coding region: 39-410 (123 amino acids)
Biological process (GO): peptidyl-histidine dephosphorylation
Cellular component (GO): cytosol
Molecular function (GO): protein histidine phosphatase activity
Source: RefSeq, a predicted model, not a curated record